Dissoconium aciculare CBS 342.82 is the source of this 721-nucleotide messenger RNA. Its product is annotated as ubiquitin-conjugating enzyme E2 8. The transcript is spliced from 7 exons. Gene Ontology annotation, molecular function: ubiquitin conjugating enzyme activity. NCBI's taxonomy places the organism in Eukaryota, Fungi, Ascomycota, Dothideomycetes, Mycosphaerellales, Dissoconiaceae. The coding region runs from base 1 to 567 and encodes 188 amino acids. The record is from RefSeq and is a predicted model, not a curated record. Gene Ontology annotation, biological process: protein polyubiquitination; ubiquitin-dependent protein catabolic process. Gene Ontology annotation, cellular component: nucleus.
AUGAGUAGUCCAAAGCGUCGGAUCGAGACAGAUGUCAUGAAGAUGCUCAUGAGUGACUACGAGGUGACUUUGGUCAAUGACAACAGUAAGCAAGAAUUCUACGUACGAUUCAAAGGCCCAGAAGAAACUCCCUUCGUCGGCGGCCUAUGGAAGAUUCAUGUCGAAUUACCUGAUCAAUAUCCAUAUAAGAGCCCGAGUAUUGGAUUUGUAAAUCGCAUUUUCCAUCCGAACAUCGACGAAUUAUCCGGUAGCGUCUGCCUGGAUGUCAUCAACCAGACGUGGUCGCCAAUGUACGACAUGAUCAAUAUUUUCGAGGUAUUCCUCCCACAGUUGUUGCGAUAUCCCAACCCUACAGAUCCCCUUAACGGCGAGGCGGCGGCACUAUUGAUGCGGGACUCCAAAAGCUAUGAGAACAAGGUCAAGGAAUACGUGGCCAAGUACGCAUCGAGGGAGAGCGCCGACGAAGCUGGACACGAGGCAAACGACAGUGACGAGAUGAGCAGCGUUGGUAGCUACGACGAUGACGGAGAGGAUGAUGAACCAGCGGGCACUAUGGAUGAGCUCUGAUGAUUAUCGCCGUCCUUGAUACUGUCAUCUGCUGAAGGCGUUCCGGUCGGGUUCAGCUUUGCGUUGCGACGUGACUCUCUUCUCAUUCGUUUAUUUGCUUCGUUUGUUGCAUGUCCUUCACGUUGAAAGGAUAGUCAUAGUGAUAUUUAGCAGG